CGCCAAACUCGAUAUUAUAGAAAGGCCAAGUCGACAACAAUGCGACGCCCGGCCGCGGUCGUCUUGGCGCAGGCCGACCUCGUGCGCAGCAUUGCAGCGUACCAAGAUGGCAUUCCGUAUGCGAUCUCGGCGCUGGACCACGUGUGGAAGACGACGGCGACCUUCCGUCGCGUGGGCUCGCUUGGCCUUGGCUUUCGGUUUGAGAUCGCCGGCGUCGAGAGAUCGCACGCGACGCUGCACCUUCACGCAGUCGACCACCGCUUCCCGAUGCACUGGGCCAUGCUGCAUGGCCGCGACGACGACUGUAUCGCGUGGGCUGCGCACUUUACGUCGACGCUGCUCGCCCUCGACGCCUUCCAGCCCUCGGCGGUGACGUGUGCAGCAUGCUACGGGCGCGCGCGCGUCGUUCAUUGGCUUUUGGACCACGGCUUUUACAUGACGUCACAGUCGAUCGUGCAGGCGGUGCUGUACGGCGACGUUGCGCUCGUGGCCUUGCUCUGCGAACGCGCACCGACGAUGGUCCCAGCGCACGUUCUCGCGGCCGCCGCCGCUCGUGGGCACAUGGAGGUCGCACGCUACCUGCACGCGCACUUCCCGCGGACGCUUCGGUCGGGUGGCGUCCUCAGCGCCGCCGUCACCGCGCCUACGAACGCGGAGGCCAUGGUGUGCUUUGUCCACCGUGUGUUUCGUGGACUUCGCCCGACGGCGCGGGAUAUCUCCCUCGCGCUGUGCCAAGACAACCUACCACUGCUGUCAACAGUCCUGGACCUCUUUGAUCCGCCCAUAACGUCGAGUGACACGUAUUUUGCACUGACACACGAGCACGCGCGCGACCACCCAGAGACGACGGCGCUUCUCAUAAGACGUUGUGCCGCACUUGGCUUGCCCACCGCCCUGGCAAGCGUCAACAUCGUCGAUUCACACUAAUACCAUACUUGUUGAUGGCGCGGAGCGAGACAGCUGCCAUUCUGCGGUCGAACAGUCGAGACUCAGAGGGACGACGUCGCAGGGUGCGAUCGGGACUCGGGUAUAAAGUCGUUGAGGCGCAUGCAAGCGAGAAGAGUUCCGUCUUGGAAAAAAUCGAUGUUCGCAGUGACAUUGGAGUCUUUCUUUCAUUUGGUCGCC
Saprolegnia diclina VS20 is the source of this 1125-nucleotide messenger RNA. RefSeq lists its product as hypothetical. Lineage: Eukaryota; Oomycota; Saprolegniomycetes; Saprolegniales; Saprolegniaceae. The transcript has a single exon. The record is from RefSeq and is a predicted model, not a curated record. The coding region runs from base 40 to 927 and encodes 295 amino acids.